Protobothrops mucrosquamatus (brown spotted pit viper) is the source of this 553-nucleotide messenger RNA. Its product is annotated as voltage-dependent calcium channel subunit alpha-2/delta-1-like. The record is from RefSeq and is a predicted model, not a curated record. Gene Ontology annotation, cellular component: L-type voltage-gated calcium channel complex. Gene Ontology annotation, molecular function: voltage-gated calcium channel activity. The annotation marks the transcript as partial. Lineage: Eukaryota; Metazoa; Chordata; Lepidosauria; Squamata; Viperidae. The transcript has 8 exons.
GAACUUGGAUUGGUCAUUUCUGGAACUUUGCCUGUCUUCAACUUAACCAAAGAUCAAAAUAAUGUUCAGAACCAGUUGAUUCUUGGUGUAAUGGGAGUCGAUGUAUCUCUAGAAGAAAUUAAGAAACUGACCCCUCGGUUCACCCUGUGUCCCAACGGUUAUUAUUUUGCAAUUGAUCCCAAUGGUUAUGUGCUGCUUCAUCCCAACCUUCAACCAAAGCACAUUGGUGUGGGCAUCCCCAAAGUUAAACAAAGGAGACCCUAUGUCCAGAAUCCCAAAUCUCAGGAACCCGUGACUCUGGAUUUUCUGGAUGCUGAGUUGGAGAAUGAUAUCAAAGUCGAGAUUCGGAAAAAGAUGAUUGACAGUGAGAGUGGCGACCGGACCUUUCAAACACUAGUCAAAUCUCAAGAUGAGCGCUAUAUUGACAGAGGCAACAGAACGUACACGUGGACCAAGGUGAAUGGUACUGAUUACAGUUUGGCUCUGGUGUUACCAUCCUACAGCUUUUACUAUAUUAAAGCCAAGAUUAAUGAAACCUUAACUCAGGCAAAAU